Molecule: messenger RNA, 3995 nt
Organism: Argiope bruennichi
Lineage: Eukaryota; Metazoa; Arthropoda; Arachnida; Araneae; Araneidae
Gene: Nadsyn
Product: glutamine-dependent NAD(+) synthetase-like
Exons: 2
Coding region: 312-2666 (784 amino acids)
Biological process (GO): NAD+ biosynthetic process
Cellular component (GO): cytoplasm
Molecular function (GO): NAD+ synthase (glutamine-hydrolyzing) activity; ATP binding; glutaminase activity
Source: RefSeq, a predicted model, not a curated record
GCUGUCGCAUGGUUACGAUUCGAAUGUUUUGAUAGCUGGAGGUCAUUCCGAAGUGCGAAGUUCAGUUCUCUGGUUAUCUUUAAAGAAAUUUAAAAUUACCUCUCGAUUAAUUUAAUGACAGCUUUCAUUCUGUGCUAUCCAGACGCUCAAGACUGUCUGUAGAUAGUCCAUCUUCUGAAACAAUAUCCUGACGAAGACUUGCUCUAAUUGAAAAUCUGCGGCGUGGCUGUCUUUUAUAGAUUAUAUUUGAGAACAUAAAACUGAUACACUUUGCCCAAUUCGAAUUAGUCCUUCUCACUUAAACUGUCAAAAUGGGGAGAAAAGUUACUCUUGCUACUUGUACUCUGAAUCAGUGGGCUAUGGACUUCAAGGGAAAUUAUGAACGAAUUCUUGAAAGCAUAAAGCAAGCUAAAGAUAGAGGUGCCACUUACCGCUGCGGUCCAGAACUGGAAAUAACCGGCUACAGCUGUGGCGAUCAUUUUUACGAAAGUGACACUUUGCUCCAUACCUGGGAAGUGCUGGCUAAGCUGUUGCAAGAUCCACUUUGCAAAGACAUAAUCAUUGAUGUGGGAAUGCCUGUGAUGCAUAAAAAUGUUACUUACAAUUGCAGAGUAGUAUUUUUGAACAAAAAGUUGCUCUUAAUUCGGCCGAAGCUGAUUCUGUGCGACGAUGGCAAUUAUCGAGAAACUCGCUGGUUUACCGCUUGGACGAAGACAAGACAAACCGAGGACUUUUAUUUGCCUAGAAUGAUUCAAGAUAUCUGUGGUCAGAAAACUGUUUUGAUUGGUGAUGCUGUUAUUGCAACCUUGGAUACAUGCUUAGGUUUCGAAAUAUGUGAAGAACUGUGGAAUCCUAACAGUUCCCAUAUACCGCAAAGCUUUGAUGGAGUAGAAAUUAUAUCAAAUGGAAGUGGAUGUUACCACGAAUUAAGAAAAGCUUAUGUAGUUGUGGAUUUAGUUAAAUCAGCCACAGCUAAAUGUGGUGGCAUUUACCUGUUUUCAAACUUGAGAGGCUGCGAUGGCGAAAGAGUUUAUUUUCAAGGCUGCUCUCACGUGGCUAUAAACGGACAUAUGGUCAGUAUUGGGAAGCAGUUUUCGCUACAGGAUGUAGAAGUGAUCACUGCUACUCUCGAUUUGGAGGAUGUACGAACUUACCGAAACAGUAUUCGAAGCAGAAAUGUGGUAGCAUCCUCUUCCCCUCGAUUUCCCAGAGUUCAAGUUGAUUUUGCGUUGUCUUCAAAUGAUAUAUUUUUACCAACUUAUGAGCCCAAGGAAUGGCAGUACCAUUCACCAGAGGAAGAAAUUGCUCUAGGACCUGCCUGCUGGUUGUGGGACUAUUUAAGGCGUAGUGGACAAGGAGGAUUCUUUUUACCCCUGAGUGGAGGUGUGGAUAGUAGUAGCAGCGCCGUGAUCGUUCAUUCAAUGUGCACUCUUGUCUGUCAGGCAAUUGCCGAUGGAGAUACGAACGUUCUGGAAGAUCUGAGAAAAAUUAUUGGUGAUCCGAAAUAUAAGCCGUUAAAUGCCAGAGAAUUGUGUAAUCAGAUUCUGGUGACUUGUUACAUGGGCACAAAAAAUUCGUCCGAAGAAACUUGCCAAAGGUCAAAAGAUUUGGCGUCACAAAUUGGAAGCUAUCACUUGAAAAUAAAGAUUGACAUAAUAAUUGAUGCUAUACUGACUGUUUUUACAUUAGUCACUGGCGUUACUCCGAAAUUCCGUGCUAUGGGCGGCACUACACGUGAAAACCUUGCUUUACAAAAUGUUCAAGCUAGAAUUCGAAUGGUGAUGGCGUAUCUUUUUGCUCAAUUAGUAUUAUGGACUCGUAAUCGUUCUGGUGGCUUAUUAGUAUUAGGUUCUGGCAAUGUCGAUGAAGGGCUUGUUGGAUACCUCACUAAAUAUGACUGCUCAAGUGCUGAUGUAAAUCCAAUUGGCUCUAUUAGUAAAAAAGACUUAAAAUCGUUCCUGAAGUAUGCCAUCUUUAAAUUUAGUUUGCCAGCUUUGGGUGAAAUUCUCGAUGCUAAGCCUACUGCCGAACUGGAACCUCUUUUAGAAGGAAAAUUAGUUCAGACGGAUGAAGAAGAUAUGGGAAUGACCUAUGACGAAUUAAGCAUUUAUGGUCACUUGCGAAAACCAGGAGGUUGCGGUCCGUAUUCCAUGUUUUGCAAGUUAGUUAAUAUAUGGUCAAAUAUUCUUCAAGUGCAAGACGUGGCAGAUAAAGUUAAGCAUUUCUUUCGUAGGUAUUCCAUAAAUCGUCAUAAAAUGACAGUUAUAACCCCUUCCUAUCAUGCUGAAACCUAUAGCCCGGAUGACAACCGAUAUGAUCAGCGGCCAUUUCUAUACAAUCCGAAGUGGGAAUGGCAGUUCCGUGCAAUCGACAUUGCUGUAAAAAGAUAUCUCAAAAUGAAAGAAGAACGCAUGCAUGACAUUGGAAAUUUGAUUCACAGUAAGAUGCAUACUUUGAAGGACAAUAUGCUGGACAGAAGUUUUCCUGAUGUGACUGGUGGUACAGGAAUUCAUGACAAUUUUUCUAGUACUGGUCGAUUGGGCGUCGUCGUGUCAGAAAGCGUACCAAAAUGCUCAAAAGAUACUAACACUUUACCAAAGUCCAAUGUGCCGUUCAGGCGUGGUGCAGUCAACUCAUCAGUUCAUUCUGAUGUUUUAUCUUUCUAAUUAGUAUCGCUUUUCGGAAUACUUCUUAGUAGUGUCUAUUGCUCUGGUGCAUGCAUGCGUUUAUUUAUUUACUUCAUAACAUAAAUUAAAUGAACGCUGUAAAGAGUAUGUAUAUUUAUCUGUGAAGAUUGCCUGUAAUAAACUUUAGAUAUAUUUUGCUUGCAUGUAUAGAAAUCCUUACAAUCUUCUUUAAAAAACGAAUAUCUGUAAGGAAAUAUUUAUUUUUCUGUCUUAUGUGAUGUCUGUCCACUUCUGUGUCUUUAAAUGCGACUGUGAUGGAUUUCAGACUGUAUCAUCGAUAAAAACUUUAUUGUAUUUUGAGUUCACUAUUUGAUUUAAUGUUGUUGAAAUAGACUAUUUGUUCAGUGUUCAGUCAGUGGAAUUGUUUGUUGACUUUUUCCGAUACAAUACUGAAUAAACGUAUAUUCAUAAAAAUUGAACAAUAACAAUCAUUAAAAUGAAAGCAAUAAUUUUUUUUGUUUCAUUAUCGUAUUUGUUUUCUGAGAAUAAAUUUUUCUUUAAAAAAAAAUUCAUUUCCCUUGUAUAAAGAAUAUUGAUACUUUAUGUAAGGGAAUCAUUUACUGUAAGUGUUUUCUUUCUUUCUUAUGUGUAAUUUAUUCUACUUUAGACAUAUUCAUCUGACCUUAAAUUUAGUAAAUAUAAUGAUAGGCAAAUAAUUGCAACAAUAUGAAAUUUUCCGUGUUGAAUUGGCUGAAGCUUACCGAAAAAAAUUUCCCUGAUUAAAAUGUAACUUAUAAAAUAGUUUUCAUAAAUUUAGACAGUUCCUCCAUGUGUUCUUAUGCAUUCAUACAUCGAGUAGAAAACAGAAGUAAUUUUUUAAAACGAAAUACCAUAUAUAUCUUAGUUUGAUCAGCUUAAAGUAUAUAUGUAUCUUUUAAUGCAUUUUUUCCCUCUACUUAAGAUCUGUGCCAUUCAUCUGUAUCUACCUAUGUUUGCAUUGUUGUUUUUUAGAACAUCGAAAUUUUAUGUAUCAAAAGAGAGCGAACAAAGCUUGUUUAUCAAGAAUUUUGCUUUCGUUAACGUUAUUUAUUGUUCUCGUUCUUGUUCUUUGUUAACUUUCAUUUUGUGAAUUCUUAAUAGUAAUUGCUUGACUUUGAUUGUUGAUCUUUAAGAAUUUGUCAUUUUGAGAUUCCUGUUAAUAUAUCAAAUGAAUUAAAUAUUAUAUUGAAUAUCCUAGAAGAGGUUUCGAAGGUUCAUUUAUUUGCAACUUUUCUUCCUUUUUUGUCAUUAAAAUGUAGCAAUGAUCAAUUGAAUCGAUAUUCAAUGUUAACAAUGUAGUUAUAUAUAUUAUAUAUUGAUACGUACAAC